Messenger RNA from Drosophila simulans, 1033 nucleotides. RefSeq lists its product as uncharacterized. Gene Ontology annotation, molecular function: oxidoreductase activity. NCBI's taxonomy places the organism in Eukaryota, Metazoa, Arthropoda, Insecta, Diptera, Drosophilidae. The record is from RefSeq and is a predicted model, not a curated record. The transcript has a single exon. Bases 75 to 848 code for a protein of 257 amino acids.
ACUGCGCUUCUUCUUAGAUCUGUCUAUCGUUUCCAGUGAUCGAACUUCGCUUCGCGUAACCCAAACACCAAACGAUGUCAUCCUUCAAGGACAAAGUGAUUAUUGUGACCGGCGCCAGCUCCGGCAUCGGAGCAAGUGCCGCCGUCCACUUGGCCAAACUCGGAGGGCUCCUGGUCAUCGUGGGUCGCAACGUAGAGAAGCUGAAGGAGACGGCCGACAACAUUGUGGCGGCUGGAGGAGCCCCGCCCUUGGAACUGCAGGCGGACAUGACCAAGGAGGUGGAGGUACAGCAGAUUGUGGACGCCACUCUGGCCAAGCACGGCCGCAUCGAUGUGCUUGUAAACAAUGCGGGCAUCUUGGAGACAGGCUCCAUUGAAGCCACCAGCCUGGAGCAAUUCGAUCGCCUGAUGAACACCAAUGUGCGUUCCCUGUACCAACUAACCAUGCUGGCCACUCCGGAGCUGGUCAAGACCAAGGGCAAUAUCGUUAACGUAUCCAGUGUCUGUGGACUGCGCGCCUUUCCUGGUGUCCUGGCCUACAAUGUGUCUAAGGCAGCGGUGGACCAGUUCACGGCCUGCGUGGCCCUGGAACUGGCCCCCAAAGGAGUCCGCGUAAACGCCGUGAAUCCCGGCGUGAUUGUGACCGACAUUCACAAGCGUGGCGGCAUGGACGAGGAGACCUAUGCCAAGUUCCUCGAGCACUGCAAGAUAACCCAUGCCUUGGGUCGUCCUGGCGAUGUAAAGGAGGUGGCGGCCCCCAUUGCCUUUCUGGCCAGCGAUCAGGCCAGCUUUACCACGGGAAUCAGUCUGCCCGUCGAUGGAGGUCGCCACGCCAUGUGCCCGCGAUAAGAUGCGGAUGAGCAAAUGGAGAGAAAUCAUUCGCCCGGUGGCAUUUAUCGAAUUUAGCGUCUCAUUUUCAGUAGUUAAUUUAAAGAACACGACUAAAAUACGACACAAUACAUUAAAAGUGCCCAGUUAAGAUAUGUUUUUCUUGGAUUUUUCUUCUCAUAAUAAAAUAAUAUAUUGCUAAAAUA